AUGGCAGAAUCAGAGAAACCUUGCAAUCUCCAUGUGGACUACGUGAUCCGCUACAGCUUUGGAAAUGCUGAGAAAUCGCAGGCGAUUGCACAGCUAGAGAAGCUGCUCCAGUCCCUCGCCCAGGCCGGUCUCCAGGCAGAGAUUCGCCAGGGUGACGAGUCUUCGCUACUUGUCUUUGUUCGAGCUUCCGAGAAGCGUCUGGGACGGGCGGUCUAUCGGUCGCGUGUUCGCGACUGGCUUUACGGUAUCCGCAAUGCCGAACCUACUUCUUCCAACUCGACCGAGACUCAAACUGAGGCUGAGCGCCUGCGGGUCGUUCACCAGAUGAUUACUCACGGCAAGGAAGAGGGCGGCGCCGGAAUUACUCCCAAUCACGGCGAGUGGGAGAAUGUCACUGCUAUCUUCCCAUUGCAUGAUAUUGAAACCAACAACACGUGGAUGCGAGAGUGGAGCAAAAAGACAUUCCUCUCCGAGGACGACCUGGACCAGAUUCGUAACAAGUUUGGAGAAAGUGUUGGAUUCUACUUCUCAUUCUUGCAGUCAUAUUUCCGAUUUUUGAUAUUCCCAGCCGUUUUUGGAUUCUCCUGUUGGUUCCUGUUGGGUGGUUUCUCGCUCAUUUACACUGCAGUCAACUGUCUUUGGUGUAUCAUCUUUGUGGAGUACUGGAAGCGCCAGGAGGUUGAUUUGAGCUGCAGAUGGGAGACAAAGAAUGUGUCAGUUGUCCGAACCAAUCGCCGCGAGUUCAAGCCCGAGAAGGAAAUUGUUGAUGAAGGGACCGGCGAGAAGCGUGGUGUUUUCCCAGCUACCAAGCGCAUGCAGAGACAGCUUCUGCAGAUUCCCUUUGCUUUGCUUGCAGCCGUUGCUUUGGGCGCUAUCAUUGCGACCUGCUUUGCCAUCGAGAUAUUCAUCUCGGAGCUGUACAAUGGUCCGCUGAAGACCUAUCUGAUCUUCAUUCCGACCAUUCUUGUGUCAGCUUUGGUGCCUACAAUGAGCGCCAUUCUAACGUCAAUCGCGACCAAGAUCAAUGAUUAUGAGAACCAUGAGACAAAGGAUGCGUAUGAUGUCGCGCUUACACAAAAGGUCUUCGUGAUCAACUUCAUCACUUCGUACCUUCCAAUCUUUUUGACAGCCUUCAUUUACGUGCCAUUCGCAAGUCGCAUUGUGCCCUAUCUGGAUGUUUUCCACUUGACCGUCCGGCCUUUCGUGUCCAAGGAGCACGCAGUCGCGAAACAAUCGCACUUCCAGAUUGAUCCUGCUCGUCUGCGAAACCAGGUUAUCUACUUCACCGUGACAGCCCAGAUCGUUGGCUUUGCGAUGGAAACAAUUGUGCCGUAUAUCAAGCAGCACGCCAUGCGCAAAUACAAGAAGUACAACCAAGAGCGCAAUGGCAAAUUGGAAAGAAAUGGCGAUAAAGAGUCACCCGAGAGACCUGUUGUGGUCUUCGACGACCCUGCCGAGGAAGUGCAAUUCCUUACACGCGUCCGAAACGAGGUCGAGUUAUCUGAGUACGAUGUGACAGAUGAUCUUCGUGAAAUGUGUAUUCAGUUUGGAUACUUGGCUCUAUUCUCGCCUACUUGGCCCCUUGUUCCACUCUCAUUCUUUGUGAACAACUGGAUUGAGCUGCGUUCGGACUUCUUCAAGAUUUGCAUGGAGUUCCGUCGCCCUGUGCCACUGCGCACUGACACCAUCGGCCCGUGGUUGGACAGUCUGAGCUUUCUCUCUUGGGUUGGUAGUAUUACCAGCGCUGCGUUGGUUUACAUGUUCAGCGACAACGCACAGCAUGGACCAAACGGCGAGCCAACGGAGAUCAAGGGCUGGGCGCUCCUUUUGACCAUCUUUUUCUCAGAGCACCUAUACUUGAUUGUUCGCUACGCUGUGCGGGCCGCCAUGGCCAGAAUUGAGCCCCCUAACUCCAGGAAAGAGCGCGCUGAUCGGUAUCUCAUGCGCAAGCGUUAUCUUGAAUCUACUCCCGGCGCAGAGGCCGACGAGGGUCAAGAUGAAGAGGAGCUUGCAUCCCAAUCCGAGGCACCUGAAAUCUCGCGCACCUCUCUGGAAGACGAUGCCCGAAAAGCAUCCUUGCACGGUGCUGACCCCGCUGCACGCUUCUGGUUACACCAGCGUGGCUGGACGGAGUCAGCGCAGGUCGGUGCUGGUAUCAUUCAAGCCCAGCCGGUCCGUGGCAGUGUGAAGAAGCAACAAUAG
This is a messenger RNA of Penicillium brevicompactum, 2202 nucleotides long. RefSeq names its product anoctamin family protein. The transcript is spliced from 5 exons. Gene Ontology annotation, molecular function: chloride channel activity. The record is from RefSeq and is a predicted model, not a curated record. Lineage: Eukaryota; Fungi; Ascomycota; Eurotiomycetes; Eurotiales; Aspergillaceae. Gene Ontology annotation, biological process: chloride transmembrane transport. Gene Ontology annotation, cellular component: cortical endoplasmic reticulum. The coding region runs from base 1 to 2202 and encodes 733 amino acids.